AUGCAGUACUCCAAGAUCCUGGCCCUGGCCACCCUGUUCAUCACCACCACCCUCGCCGCCCCCCAAAAGCGCGCCUGCGCCUACACCUGCGGCACAAUCUGCUACAGCAGUAGCGCCGUCAGCGCCGCCCAAGCCGCCGGCUAUGAUCUCUACCAGGCCGGAUCCACGGACGACAGCUACCCCCACGUGUACCACAACUACGAGGGCUUCGACUUCCCCGUUUCCGGCACUUACUAUGAGUUCCCGAUUCUGAGUGAUGGCGAUGCGUACGAUGGUGGUUCUCCUGGUGCGGAUCGGGUUAUUUUCAACACGAAUGAUCAGUUGGCUGGUGUGAUUACGCAUACUGGUGCUAGUGGUGAUGACUUUGUUUCUUGCUAG
Penicillium daleae is the source of this 378-nucleotide messenger RNA. Its product is annotated as extracellular guanyl-specific ribonuclease RntA. NCBI's taxonomy places the organism in Eukaryota, Fungi, Ascomycota, Eurotiomycetes, Eurotiales, Aspergillaceae. The coding region runs from base 1 to 378 and encodes 125 amino acids. The transcript has 2 exons. The record is from RefSeq and is a predicted model, not a curated record. Gene Ontology annotation, molecular function: RNA nuclease activity; RNA binding.